Triticum dicoccoides is the source of this 2077-nucleotide messenger RNA. Its product is annotated as peptide-N4-(N-acetyl-beta-glucosaminyl)asparagine amidase A-like. The transcript has a single exon. The record is from RefSeq and is a predicted model, not a curated record. NCBI's taxonomy places the organism in Eukaryota, Viridiplantae, Streptophyta, Magnoliopsida, Poales, Poaceae. Bases 41 to 1864 code for a protein of 607 amino acids.
CCGCCCCCGCAUCUCGUGCUCCCCGCUCUCCAGCCCAGCCAUGGCGUCGCCGGCCGCGGCCGCCUCCGGCCACCGCCGCCGCCUCCUCCUCCUCCUCAUCGCGCUUCUCCUCCUCCCGUUCGCCGCGGCCGCCGCGCCGCACAGGCACCGCGUCCCGUCCCGCCACCUCGCCUCGCUCAACGCGUCGGCGCCGCCGACCACCUUCUUCGAGGUGGACCGCCCGAUCCGCCCGCCGCUCGGCAGCGCCGGGCCCUGCUCCGCGCUGCUCCUCUCCCACUCCUUCGGCGAGACCUACGGCAGGCCCCCGGUCACCGCCGCCUACGCGCCGCCCGAGUGCCUCGCCGCCGCGCGCGCCCGGGGCGCCUCGCUCGCGCUCGCCGUGCUCGAGUGGGCCGCCGACUGCCGCGGCCGCCAGUUCGACCGCAUCUUCGGCGUCUGGCUCUCCGGCGCCGAGCUCCUCCGCAGCUGCACCGCCGAGCCGCGCGCCACCGGCAUCGUCUGGUCCGUCUCCCGCGACGUCACCAGGUACGCGGCCCUUCUCAAUGAGCCCGGCGAGGUCGCGGUGUACCUUGGCAACCUCGUCGACAAGACCUACACGGGCGUCUACCACGUCAACCUCACGCUCCACCUCUACUUCCACCCUGCGCCGCCGCCGCUCACGCAGCACGCCGAUCUGAUCGUGCCCAUCUCGAGAAGCUUGCCUCUGAACGACGGGCAGUGGUUCGCCGUCCAGAACGCCACCGACGUGCAGUCCAAGAGCCUCUCCAUUCCGUCGAACACCUACCGGGCGGUCCUUGAGGUAUCCGUUUCCUUCCACUCCAGCGAUGAGUUCUGGUACACGAACCCUCCCAAUGAGUACAUUCAGGCCAACAAUUUGUCCAGCGUUUCUGGCAAUGGUGCGUUUCGGGAGGUUAUUGUUAAAGUAGAUGACCAUAUCGUCGGUGCUGUUUGGCCGUUCACUGUCAUCUACACCGGCGGCAUCAACCCACUUCUCUGGCGGCCAAUCACCGGCAUUGGCUCAUUCAAUCUGCCUACCUAUGACAUUGAUAUCACGCCAUUCUUGGGCAAGCUCCUGGACGGCAAGGAGCAUAAUUUUGGGUUUGCUGUCACCAAUGCAUUGGAUGUGUGGUACAUCGAUGCCAAUUUACAUCUGUGGCUGGAUCACAAGAGCAAGAAAACAGUCGGGAGCUUGAUCAGCUAUGAUGCACCGGCACUGGCACUGAAUUUGGACUAUGGGUUCAGUGGGCUGGAUGGUAAGUUCGUCACGGGCGCAAGCCGGCAUGUCUCCGCAACCGGGUCGGUGAAAUCAUCAUACGGGGAGGUGACCACAACUUUCUACCAGAGAUUUAGCUAUGUUAACAGCAAUGUAUAUAGGAGCAAUGGCACUGUGCAAGUGGUGAACCAAACGAUUGAUGCAAAGUCUGGUGUUUUUGUCAAGGAUACUUCUGCUGUUCUUCUCUCAGAGGAGGUUCACAAGGUGUUUCCGCUGUAUGUCUACACUGGAACAUCAGACCAGGUGGGUGAUGAGUACUCAUUGAUUUCGCUUGUCAAAUUGGGCAUCAACGAGAAGAGUGUUUCGGGUGGGAAGCUAGGGUUCUCGUACCGCUCUUUGCGGAAUGCACAGUCAGCACGCGGCACAAUGAAGGUGAAGAAGAAUUUGGUGGUUAGUGGUUUGGGGCAGACACAUCAGGUGUACAAAUAUAUGGGUACUGAUGGAUGCUACUUCAGGGAUGUGAGCAGCAAGAAUUACACUAUAAUUUCUGACAACUCUGGUGAUUCUUGCUCAAAGGGAUCGCCGUCUAGUGGUGUCAAAUUUUCCUCCAAUAAAAAUCAACCAGCUAGGAAAAGGUUGCUGAAACUUUAACUGGGAAGGUGUGCAACUGAAUUAUCUAUCGUUCAGUUUACUUUGUCUCUCCACUCGAGAUUGUUAGGUUAGAUUAUCGUUCAUGUACUAGGUAAGAAAUUUGUUUGAAAUUAUCUCUGCAAGCAUCCCACUUUGUAAGUCUUCUAGUACAAGACAACUUUCUCUUCUGGAAUGUAUAUAAAUCAAUAAAAGUGGCGCUUGGGUUUCAAAAUA